This is a messenger RNA of Cherax quadricarinatus, 767 nucleotides long. RefSeq names its product venom protein 302. Gene Ontology annotation, cellular component: extracellular region. Lineage: Eukaryota; Metazoa; Arthropoda; Malacostraca; Decapoda; Parastacidae. Gene Ontology annotation, biological process: regulation of cell growth; regulation of signal transduction. Gene Ontology annotation, molecular function: insulin-like growth factor binding. The record is from RefSeq and is a predicted model, not a curated record.
GGUACAAAAACAAGUCACGUACACAGAUGUCACAGCAUCCCUCAAUGUAGAGCGGGCUAUAUAAAGUUGCGAGGCGGGAUUCCCAACCAUAGAGGGAGAGAGUCACCACAGGAGGCACUGGAUCUUCCAAUUGUUAUUCACUUGUGGUAGAGACUUGAACAACAGUGAUGGGUGGAUCUGGUGUGUCACUGCUGCUGCUGUUGGCUCUCCUUCACUUGAGCGCCGGUCUGUCUUGUCCAAGAUGUAAUCGCAGUAAGUGUCCCGAGGUGACCUGCCCCGGCAGUGUAGGCAGUGACAUCUGUGGCUGCUGUCCAAAAUGUUUCAAGGUUCUUGGUGAACCAUGUGGAGGUAUCUGGAACCAUGCUGGCUUGUGUGAUGAAGAAUUUAUUUGUAGUAACCCAUCAAACUUAAGGGACCAGACACCUGGUGAAUGUAAGCUCAAGGUGUAUGAAGAUUAAAUGCUGACUCACCCUAUGAAGAGGACAAUAGGUGCCAUUUUUGGUCAUCAAUGAAGAGGACAACAGGUGCCAUUUCUGUUCAUUAACCUGCAACAAUUAUCUUUUACAUCACUAUAAAAUGUUGUUUUAAUCCAAUUACCUUGAGAGCCCUGAGCCAUUAUGUUAAAUUGUGUUUUCAUUUUUUUGUAAGUGAACUUCAUUCACAAUUUAGGGACCAGUCGCUGAAGCAAUUACUGUAUCUUCCUCUGUAAUAUCUUGACAGCAUCUACCAGUCUGGAAUAAGAUACACAAUAAAGUUAGCAAAGUAAA